This is a messenger RNA of Recurvomyces mirabilis, 774 nucleotides long. RefSeq lists its product as uncharacterized. Lineage: Eukaryota; Fungi; Ascomycota; Dothideomycetes; Mycosphaerellales; Teratosphaeriaceae. Gene Ontology annotation, biological process: endoplasmic reticulum unfolded protein response. The record is from RefSeq and is a predicted model, not a curated record. Gene Ontology annotation, cellular component: Hrd1p ubiquitin ligase ERAD-L complex; endoplasmic reticulum membrane. The transcript is spliced from 4 exons. The coding region runs from base 1 to 774 and encodes 257 amino acids. Gene Ontology annotation, molecular function: misfolded protein binding; ubiquitin-specific protease binding.
AUGGCGGCCAUGCUUGGUGGGGGCGGCGAAGGGAUGCCGCUCGAACAAUGGUUCUUCGAGAUGCCAAUAGUCACACGAGUCUGGACAACUGCCACCGUCAUCACCGGCGUCCUCGUCCAAUGCCAGAUCCUCACACCCUUCCAACUCUUUUACAGCUUCCGAGCCGUCUUCAAUAAGCAGCAGUACUGGCGCCUCCUCUCCACCUUCAUCUACUUCGGCCCGCUCUCCCUUAAUCUCCUCUUCCACAUCUUCUUCAUCCAACGUUACGCCCGCAUGCUCGAAGAAUCCGCCGCCAGCGUCGCCCACUUCGCCUGGCUCAUGGCCUAUGCCAUCAUAUCUCUCCUCACAAUCGCUCCUUUGUCCAACCAAGCCUUCCUCGGCACAACCCUCAGCUCCACAUUAGUGUAUAUCUGGAGUAGACGGAAUCCGGACACAAGACUCAGCUUCCUCGGUCUGUUGACCUUCAAGGCGCCGUGGUUGCCGUGGGUGUUGAUCGCUUUCAAUGUUGUGCUGCAUGGACACUGGCCGAAGGAUGAGUUAUGUGGGAUUGUGGUUGGGCAUGGUGAGCAUAUGAUUGCGAGUGACGUUGGAGUGUGGUACUUCUUCAACGACAUCUACCCGUCGACGCACAACGGCCACAGGCCACUCGACCCGCCCCAGUGGUGGAUCAGGUUGUUCGAGCGUGGAGCGCUGGCUGCACCUGUAGACACAGAUAUUCACGCCGCAGGUCUCAACAGAGACAUAGCAGCUCCUGCGGUAGCAGAUGUGAGAUAG